GUCAGUCGCUUUUCCAAAAUCACCACCACUUUUAUCGCUCGGAACAAACACAAGCUCUCUGCAAAAAUGGCGAAAGAACUGGGGCCCACAGGAGAGUUCUUCAAGAGAAGAGACGCAUGGAGAAAGCACCCCAUGCUAUCGAAUCAGUUCCGUCACGCAACACCUGGGCUGGGCAUCGCCCUUGUCGCCUUCGGUAUAUACGUCGUGGGAGAAAUGGCUUAUGACAAGAUCUAUGCCCCUUCUCACGCUCAUUCUGCUGCUUCCGAAUCUCAUUCUCACUAAUUAGUGUACUAUGCAGGUGACUGCUGAACAUGGAAGAAGCUUCAAGUCAAUUACAGCAUUUUGUUUCCCAUUUGAUUGUAUAAUAAAACAUGUGUGACUUGAGAUGCGGGAUUUGAUGCAUCUGGAGUAGUGUUUUUUCAAACUUCUGUCAAACUAUCUCACUUGUGAGUUGGUAAGAGGACUUGUAAUGAAUCAAACUUUGGAAUAUCAAGACUUUAUACAUCUAUUUGGUUAUAAUCCA
Molecule: messenger RNA, 523 nt
Organism: Daucus carota subsp. sativus
Lineage: Eukaryota; Viridiplantae; Streptophyta; Magnoliopsida; Apiales; Apiaceae
Product: NADH dehydrogenase [ubiquinone] 1 beta subcomplex subunit 3-B
Exons: 2
Coding region: 67-282 (71 amino acids)
Biological process (GO): electron transport chain; mitochondrial respiratory chain complex I assembly
Cellular component (GO): mitochondrion
Source: RefSeq, a predicted model, not a curated record